UUAAAUUUCACAUUCACAUGUACAGUUCGGCUCUUCAGGCAAACGCCUUCAGUCGCCAGCGAUAGUUACCUGUCGCGAUACAGUCGACCGCGCCUUUGUCGUGCGACGCGCGCAGGCUCUACAAGGCUGCAUCACACGUACUGUAUCUGGUCCAAGUGGGCUGCUUGAAGGGUCGACAGGCUGGAGGAAGAGACAGCGGUCAAUUGAGGGUUGUUUCGGGGAGAGGGCACCGUUGGAGCUGCGUCAGCUGAGUCGAGAAUGGCCGUCAGCGCAGGCGUCGCUUCGAGUAGCAUGAGGCUUGCUUCACGCCCUUCCGCAACCGCGGUGCCUCACCCGGCGCGCGCUUGCGGCUGUCGGAAUGUGCUCGCGCCACUUCGGGUGGCGCAGAUGCCUGCGCGGACCGCUGAUGCGGCAGAGCAGAAGCGUGCUGCAGCGGAAGUGAUGGAUGGCGAGGGCGCUGCGAAUGCGGGCCCAGACUAUUCCAUUGUGCAGCGCAACCUUGCGCUGGAGCUCGUCCGCGUCACAGAGGCCGCUGCGCUCGCGUCGGGGCGCUGGUUUGGCAAGGGUGACAAGAACGCCGCUGACCAGGCCGCGGUGGACAUGAUGCGCAAGGUGCUCAACAGCGUGGCCAUGGACGGAGUGGUGGUUAUUGGCGAGGGCGAGAAGGACGAGGCGCCCAUGCUGUACUGCGGCGAGCGCAUCGGCGACGGCAGCAUGUUCCCCAAGGUGGACAUAGCGGUGGACCCGCUGGACGGCACCAGCCUCACCGCCGCCGGCCGCAACGGAGCCAUCUCGGUGAUUGCGGUGGCCGAGCGCGGCGCCCUGUUCGACCCCGGCCCCUGCAUGUACAUGGAGAAGCUGGCGGUGGGGCCGCAGGUGGACCCCGAGUCCGUGUCGCUGGACUACUCGGUGCGCCACAACAUCAAGUGGGUGGCCCGGGCGCUGGACAAGCCGGUGAGCGACGUGACGGUGCUGAUGCUGGACCGGCCGCGACACGCCGACCUCAUCCGCCAGUGCCGCGAGGCGGGUGCGCGCAUCCGGCUGAUCAGCGACGGCGACGUGGCGGGCGCCAUCGAGGUGGCCAAGGCGGGCGGGCCCGUGGACAUGAUGCUGGGCAUUGGCGGCACACCCGAGGGCGUCAUCGCGGCCUGCGCGCUCAAGUGCAUGGGAGGCCACAUCCAGGGCCGACUGUGGCCGCGCGACGACAAGGAGCGGGCGGCGGCGCUGGAGCGCGGCUACGACCUGAACAAGAUCCUGCUCAUGGACGACCUGUGCAAGGGCGAUGACGUGUUCUUUGCCGCCACCGGCGUCAGCGACGGCGACCUGCUGCGCGGCGUGCGCUACCACAGCGGCGGCGCCUCCACCAACAGCAUCGUCAUGCGCUGCAAGAGCGGCACGGUGCGCUUUGUGGAGACGUACCACAAGUGGACCAAGCCGAGCGUCACCAACAUCAGCCUGGACGAGGACUCGGACGAGGCCGGCGGCCGCAGCGGCGGCGGCAAGAGCGGCGGCGGCAAGGGAGGCAAGGGAGGCGGCGGGCACGGCCACCACUACGGCGGCGCACCCCACGGCCGCGGCGCCGGCCAGCGGCCGCCGUGGUAGAUGAAGCUGCACGCACGGGUGCGGCGGUGGUGGUGACGGUGUGUAUGUUGGCUGUGGCGGGUGCUACUGCCGCUCCCUGCCGCUGCUACUGCUGUUGCUGCUGUCGCCGCGCUGCCGCGCCUGGCAUCUGCUACCCGUCCUCGAUCGUCGCUCCGCCGCUGCUGCUGCUGUCUCGCCGUAAGUGUCUCCUUGAUGGUCCUUGCCGCCGUCGCCACGCCUGCUGUGCAUGAUAUGUGUGUGAGUGUGAGUGUGUGUGUGUGUGUGUUUGUGUGUGUGUGUGAAUGUGUGCUUUUAGGCCGAGGACAGUAAUUCUGUGCUGGACCGUGGGUUUAUCCAGCAGAUAUGGAUUGCACAUCGCAACACAGGUGAACAUGAAGUGUACCAUAUGUGUGACGCUCGUGAAUGGUGCGUGUCAGCCUUAUAUGAGGCUCCCCGCCCUCGACCAGGCGUUCUCUUUUAUCUCCUUUUGACGGGCCUUCCGAAAGGCACGAACACGAACUGCGCAAUCAGAAACUUCUUUUGGCAAAGGUCAGGUUGCUUUGAAAUUGUGAGAAUCUGAGGGCGCGCACGAUGAGGGGCAAGGCGCAGUCCUACCCUGUUUCUCCAGUGAAUGCAUGCACGAAUGCGUGUGUGCCUGCAUGCCAUCGCAACUCGCUUGCUUCCGGUUGCUGUGUUUCCCACCUGUAAUCAACCACACACAAUGGCUGACAAGCAAGCAAUAAGGCGCAUGGUCAGGGACGGAUUCCACCUCAGGGGCCGGCUCGAGGCACAUGGUGCGAUUGGAUGGUGUGUCUGCGUGUGUGCCUGUAAGUAACUGCUAGCUCGUUACUUCCGAAGCCACUUGAUGGUGGUGGGAGUAAAAGGGUGCCGCAGCUGCCUUGGGCUGCACCUCUCCCCAAAACCGCAGCGGCACGCCGCGCAUUCCCCGAAGCUCUGCGGCCUUGCAUGUGCCUGCGACCGAGUAUAUCUUGGAAUCAAUAAUGAGGGAUUCAUGAGAGGGACCGCUGGCUGAAGCUAGCUGUUAAAACGUGGAACGCUUUUGGGGCUUGCAUUGCGGAUGGCGCGCUGUGUGUAGUGAGACUGCGAGACAGUGCGCCUGCGGAUGACUGCUGCGGUGGUAGGCGAAUGCGUGGCCCGUGUGUUGGUGAUGCCUGCUGCCUCGGUGGUGCCAUGGUAGGUGGUACUGCCGUGCGUGGUGGUGGUGGUGGUACGGUAUGGUGUAGUGGUGGACCUGCUACAGCGGCUACAGUGCAAGGCAUGUGGCGACGGCGGCAGUAGCAAGUCAAUCGUGCAUAGAUGCACGACUGCUGCUGCCGGUAUGCAGGCACGGGACGGCAUGCAUGGCAUGCGGCUCCGCCACCGCGAGUCAUCGCCGCCGCCACAAGGCAGUUGCAUUUGGAUUCACGCGCCGCUGCGUUUGAUGUUAAGACUGUUGGGGUCGGGCGCCUGAUGAGGUCCGCGAGGGCUCAUCGAGGGCCGCGGCGUAUGAUGGUGGUGGUGCGUGGACGAGAAUGGGUGGGUGGUGCGAUGAUGCAUGGCGUGUGUGUGGGGGGUCGUGAAUCAGGUCGGGCCUGCAGGGAUGGGCGGCUUCUGGGUUUUGCUCGUGCGGCACUGGCUUCAUGCAUGUUCGUGUCGUCACUUUGUGUGUGUCGUACUUGCGGGUGUGGUGGAAUUUGUGAGGUGGGGAUGUAUGGCGGCGGCGGGCCCUAGCGGGCGUGGCAAGGAAGGAAGACACGGCAUCGGUGGUUUUAUGCCUCGGCGGAGGUCUUGUGCGCGCAAUAUGGCAGCGCUGGUUAGGGCGGGCGGGCUGGCGGGCGCUGCGUUGAGGAGCGCGGCGGAGCUGGACGGAACGGGCUGCCGGCGACGCAGGGACGCGUGGGUGAGACCGGUAGCUUUGACCAUCAGCUUUGACACUAGCACAUACAUGCGCCAGAGGUACGUGACAGGGGAUGCAGGUAGGUGUGCGCCUGUGUGCGCAGAGGUGCAAGAACGCAUGUAUGGAGGGGGGACGCGCGGAGGCAGGCGGGGCAGGAAGCAGGCACGGUGGUGCGUGACGUCCCCCUGCGCCACCCUGGAUGGUCACAGGCCCUGUCAGUGCCCCGCUCGCACACGGACGUGGGUUAGUUGAUGGUUAUCGACUGGCCGUGUGUGCGGCUACUGGGCGCGGCGGCGGGGAAGCAGAUGACCACUGCUCGAGAGAUUGUUGACGGGAAUGUACAUGGCUUCGGCGUGUGGGGACGCCGCGUUGGCGAGAGCCACGGAUGGCCCUAAUACCGUGGGGGCAUGUCGCACCCGUGGAGGACACUGUAACCCUGUUGCGCA
Molecule: messenger RNA, 3924 nt
Organism: Chlamydomonas reinhardtii
Lineage: Eukaryota; Viridiplantae; Chlorophyta; Chlorophyceae; Chlamydomonadales; Chlamydomonadaceae
Exons: 12
Coding region: 388-1602 (404 amino acids)
Biological process (GO): gluconeogenesis; fructose 1,6-bisphosphate metabolic process; glycerol metabolic process
Cellular component (GO): cytosol
Molecular function (GO): fructose 1,6-bisphosphate 1-phosphatase activity
Source: RefSeq, a predicted model, not a curated record